AUGGGCAUUGAAGGAAUUAAAAAACAGUAUCAGGAAAUCUGCACUUAUCGUCCUCCUGACUCCAUAUACAAAUUCACAGCUUUCUCCAUGAAUCCGUCACGUAACCGCUAUAAUGAUAUUGUGUGCUUAGACAGGACAAGGGUAGUACUUAAACAAGAUGUGCCACCAUGUACCAGUUACAUACAUGCUAACUGGGUACGAUUCGAGAAGCACGAUCGGGAAUUUAUAGCAACACAGGGCCCAUUGGAAAGCACAAUAGGUGACUUUUGGAGGAUGGUUUUUCAAGAGCAGUGUCCGAGCAUUGUUAAUUUAACGAAGUGUGUCGAAGACGAAAAGGUGAAAUGCGCUCAGUAUUGGCCGACAGAAGCUGGUAGAUUCACAACAUAUGGCAAGAUAUUCGUGAACACUAAAAAGGUUGAAGUAGAAGACAAAUUCACCAUUUACACGAUCGAAUUGGUACCAGAAGGUUGUUCGAAUUCUCAUAUCGUCAAAUUGAUUCACAUGACAAAUUGGCCUGAUCGAGGCGUUCCUGCAAGUGGUCGUCAUGUACUUCGGUUACUGCGGAAGGUUGUGGCUGAUAAGCUCGACUGUGGUCCCAUAGUGAUGCACUGCUCGGCUGGCGUCGGUAGAACGGGUUGCAUCAUAAUGAUCGAUGUGAUUCUGCGAAAACUAUUCGCUGGAAAACCAGUAGAUACGGUGGAUAUUUUCAAGAAGCUGCGAGAUCAGAGAGCCAGUUCCGUGCCGGUCGACAUUCUCUACGUAUUCGUCUUCGUGAGCGUCAUUGAUUAUAUUCGCGCGAAACUCCCUGGAAAAUACAAAGAAAAGACACAGCGUUUCAUGGAUGAGUUCAAGACUCUUCAAGCGCAGAGGCUUAGACCACUUUAA
Ostertagia ostertagi is the source of this 885-nucleotide messenger RNA. Lineage: Eukaryota; Metazoa; Nematoda; Chromadorea; Rhabditida; Trichostrongylidae. The record is from the annotation of a GenBank genome assembly.